Messenger RNA from Aspergillus viridinutans, 792 nucleotides. RefSeq lists its product as uncharacterized. The coding region runs from base 1 to 792 and encodes 263 amino acids. Lineage: Eukaryota; Fungi; Ascomycota; Eurotiomycetes; Eurotiales; Aspergillaceae. The record is from RefSeq and is a predicted model, not a curated record. The transcript has a single exon.
AUGAACUCCCAGAGAACCGCAUAUUUCGGCGCCACAGGCGGAUGCACAAAUGCAUGUCUGGCAUUCUCUCUGCGGCAAGGCCUCAAAGCAGUCGCACUGGCGCGGACACCCAAGAAAUUGUACGACAUGCUGCUGGCGCAAGGAAUCAGCGAGGAAACCAUCAGCGCAAACCUGAUCAUCAUCCAAGGCGAUGUCACGGAUGUCGCAGUCGUCAAGAAGACCUUGAUGUCCGGGGACGAAAGAAAGCUUGUGGACAAGAUCGUCUCUGGCGUUGGAGCCCGUCCUUCGAUCCAGCUUUCCCUGACCACCCCGGUCAAAAUGGAUAAUCCGCAUAUCUGCGAGCAAGCCAUCAAAUCCAUCAUCAAAGCGCUAGAGGAGAUAUAUGCCGAGUACCCGGACGAGCGACUGUGCAAACCUGUCAUCACCGUCAUCUCAACCACCGGCGUGGACGGUCCGGAUGAUGUGCCGUUUGGUUUCAAGUGGCUGUAUUCCGUUCUCCUUGCAGUGCCACAUGUAGAUAAAAAGAAGCUGGAGGACUUGGUCAAGGCCGAUGAGCUGAAGGAUGAAUCGUCCAGGGCUUUUGGUGGAGCAGUGAUUGUUCGUCCGUCGUUGCUGGUCGGGGACCAGAGCAUUGCUAGCAUUGGGUCAAAGAAGCUCCGGGUGGGAUCAGAGGAGAGUCCAUCUAUUGGGUAUACAGUGCAUCGUGCUCGUGUUGGGCAAUGGAUUUUCGAGGAAGUUGUCAACAAGACGGAGGUUGACUGGCUGGGAAAGGUUGUGACUUUGACUUAUUGA